AAUUUGCUCCAUACUAAUGGUGGACGGUACCAAUUUGGUCCAGAUAUGCAUCAGUAAUACACGUACACAUCAAAUCGUUAAUCAGGGAUGGAAGAGGUGAUCUGAAGUGAACGAAUCGGUAAUUACCAAACCUGAAGCUUCUGUCUCUCACCAAUCCUGACAAGCCUCUGUCGAGCUGCCGCUCAUCUUCCCUGCUCGCGGCCGGCGCCUGCUGUUGCCUGUUGGCCUCCCUCCUCCGCCGGCGGCCUUCAACUGAAUCGACGCCCAUGAGGCCGUUCCCCGGAUCUAGCGCUCCGAGCCGACCGCAUCGAGGACCAGGACCUCCUCCUGAUGGAGAGAGGAGACGAGGCUCCUGCCGGCGGCGCGCGCGGUGGGCGGGGACGGCGCCCUGGGCGUCGCCGAGGACGGUGCGGGAGGACGGGUGAGAUUGGUGCGGUGGGGGGCAGCGGAGAUGUCGAGGUCGUCGGGGGGAGAAGCGGGACGGCGUCGGCGGUUCUCGGCCUCCUGGGCGGACGCAUGUUGCUUCUCGUCGAGUUCGGCAAGCUCCUCCUGCGGAGCAGCUUUUCUGCAAUGCCCUUGACGGUCAAUGGCAGUUCUUCAAUCAGCUUGAUCAACGUCAGUCAGAUCAGCCAUGGUGUCGGGCGCAACGGGAUCGUUGUCUCUGAUACCAAGGCUCUUGGAUUGCAGGCCAAGUCCACCGCCGGUGCUGUUGCUAUGCCAGCUUCCGGAUCCAAAGGCAGUACUGAUGGUGAAGUGAAGGCAGGGUUCGCAAAGCUGCAGGGUCAGGAUUUCGAGUACUACAUGCAGAAAUACUCCAUCAUGCUAGGACGCAACAGCAAGGAAUCAACGGUGGACCUGGACCUCUCCAGCAUCGGCGGAGGCAUGAACAUCUCGCGCCACCACGCCCGGAUAUUCUACGACUUCCAGCGCCGCUGCUUCGCGCUGGAAGUCCUCGGCAGGAACGGGUGCCUCGUCGAGGGCAUCCUGCACUUCCCCGGGAGCCUUCCUGUCAAGCUCGAGUCCAUGGACCUCAUUCAGAUCGGAGACAAGAAGUUCUACUUCCUCCUGCCGGUUCGGUCCAUCUUUGCCUCGUUUGCUGCUGCUGCUGCUCGACAAGCCCCUGCUGUUCUUCCGCCACAGAUCCUGCCGCGGCCAAGCCACAUUCGGAAUGGUGGCGGUGGAAGUGGAGCGAGGGGCAAGAUGAUGAAGAGAAGCAAGAAUUCUCCUGGAUGGCUGGACAGAUAUGGUGCGCAGCCAAUCAAUGUUGAAGUAAUAGGAACACAGGGAGAAAGUGAAAAUAGAUCAGAUUUAGGAUUGAAGGGUGGCAAGGAUAUGGACAACAAGCACAUCCUGGAAAUGGAAGAGAAGGAAGUCAUGUCAUCUGUUGGGACGGUGUUAUCUCACCUCUGUGGCCCUGGAGAAUGGAUGCCUGUGAGAAAGCUCCAUACUGAGCUCAUGGAGCAGUUUGGGAACGUGUGGCACCACGGCAGGGUGCGGAAGUACCUGACGGCGGAGGAGUGGCCGGCGGUGGAGGCCCAAGGGAGGCCGUGGUACGGCCUGCUGGGCCUGCUGAAGAAGUACCCGGAGCACUUCGUCGUCAACACAGACUGCAAGGGCCAGGACAUCUCGGAGUUUGUCUCGCUCGUCUCCUUGCUCAGCUGAACCGCCGUCGGUUAAUUCCUGGGGUUUUGUGUCGAUCUCUGCAGUUAAUUUUCCUAAGUGGGAUUAUGGACAUAGCUGUGAUGUACUGUACUGUACCGUGUACUGUGUAUGUAUCCUCCUGGCUUUCGAUCGAUCCCCUCUGUGUGUUUUACCUCUAGACUAAUAGCUCUGUGACCGUGCUGUCGAGAAUGUUGUUAUAAUGUU
Brachypodium distachyon (stiff brome) is the source of this 1866-nucleotide messenger RNA. RefSeq names its product FHA domain-containing protein FHA2. Gene Ontology annotation, cellular component: nucleus. Gene Ontology annotation, molecular function: protein binding; sequence-specific DNA binding. Lineage: Eukaryota; Viridiplantae; Streptophyta; Magnoliopsida; Poales; Poaceae. The transcript has 4 exons. Gene Ontology annotation, biological process: regulation of ribosomal protein gene transcription by RNA polymerase II. The record is from RefSeq and is a predicted model, not a curated record. The coding region runs from base 331 to 1662 and encodes 443 amino acids.